GGAGAGGAAGUUGGAUGCCGGGUGCCGGGAAUUUGGUAACGUUAAAUGCGGGAAAAGGGCCUCGCUUUCUCCGACCAGAGUGACCCACUGGACUCGAGGGAGAGAAAUACCUCUGACUGUUGGAUGGCAGGAGGUAAUUUUUCCAACAGAGGCACAGGUACUUUAGAACCCGGGCAGAUGCUGUUACGUGCUGAGGUGACAAUUGGACUGGUAGAUGCAGAACCUAUCUCCAACAAUACUAGCAUGAAGAAAAGAAGAGGUUCUCUUUCUGAGAAGGAUGGCUGUGAGCACAGCUUCAGAAGUCCUGGGAAGCAAGUUAAGAUGGUUGGCGGUGCAGAAGGGCAGCACAGCCAGUCUCCCCAAAGGAUGGACGAGGAAGAAAUGGCUUCUGAGUCCUUGGGAACCACUCCUCUCUCUCGACCUCUUUCUGGGGCAGUCCUGAGUCCUAAGAAACGAAAGUUGGUUUUGCAUAUUGACUUGAACAACACCAUCCUGGUCUCCGAUUCAGUUACCAAGCAGGGCCCCAGUGCUGCCUUAAACUAUUACCUGAGUACUGUGACCUGGGGAAAACUUAGCCAUAGAGGUGAGUGGCAGUGGGUCAGUGAGUCCCCCUCUUUGCAUCCUCCCUGCCAAGGCGCUGUGAGUUUCUAUUCCCAGUAUGGCCGCAACACCAGAUUCACGGAGACACCCUUGGGGAGGCAGUUCCGGGACCUUCACAGGCACCACUUGAAGCUGCUAGAAUGGGAGGGUCAGCCUCACCCUUGGCUCUCCAUCAAAGGUGAGCAGGCCAGGCACUACCACUUAGUGCUGCCUUCCUUCUUCUACCUCCUGGAGAGCUUGCAUCGAGAAGGGAGGGAGUUUGCAGUCAUCUUCCGAACCUUUGGCACAGACCUGCCUCGUGUCCUGCAGGCGGUGAACUGCGCCCUGGAGAGGCAGCACCCCAGCUUCCCCGCCCUGGGAGGAAUCUCGUUGCCUGUAGACCUCAGAUCUGGAAGGAUACGUUGCAGCAAGAAAAAGGUGGUGUUGACCCAUGGGGCUGAGCAGCUCUCCAGCGAUGAUGGGUGCAGGAAAAUGUAUGCCUACUUCAGCUCCAGGGAAGGCCUCUGUGGUUUCCAGGAUCACUUUGAAUGGUGGGCCAAGAAUAAUUAUUCCAGCCAAGGUGGAAAGCCCGUUUGGAUUGAUCCUCAGGACCCGGGAGUCCAGCAUAUCUGUAUAGAUGACAAUAUUCGGCUGACUGAUUCCGACACCAUUGUCCAUCCUCAGGUCUUCUUAGGGCAAGGAAGUGACUGUCCCCGGACAACUCCUACUUCGGAGCUCUAUGACAUCUGCCUGGUUCAAACAGACCUCCUGGAGGCUAUUGCUGAUGUGAGCUAUUUCUGCCACUGCGUAAGACGCUGUGAAGAGAACUAUGAGAACUACUUGUCCAGAGUUGGGGCCUGCACCUAGUGGGGCUGGUGAGUGGUCCCAAGGCCCUUUGUGCUACUUGCCAAGGGAGAACUCCCAGCGGCUGUUGCUUGUAUGCAUCCCAAUGCAGUCAGUAUUCUUGUUUUAACUUCCUGGUGAGGAAGCUCCCUGAAGACAGUGGGCCCUCCAAGCAAGGAAGCAUGCUGCCCAUUUCCUCGGUUGCUGCCUGAAUCAGAGCAUCUAAGCAGAGGCGGUGGCCUUUUAUUUAUAAUAUUUAUUUAGCACUUAGUGGGGGGAUUUUCUUGCCCUACAGAUGAGUGAUCUCCAAGAAGCGCAUAACCAACUUGCAGACUGCACUGGGCUCAGCCGUAAUGCAGAGGAGAAAUGACUAUUCUGUUACCAGCCUUUCUUUGCAAACAUUAAAAUCAUUUCCAACUGUUCUUGUUGGUGCCCUGUCUCUGAUGGCUUCUAACCCUGAAACAUACAGCCUGUGCUAAGUAAGCCCUUGUGGGAUAGGCUGUGAAGAUUUAACAUUUGCUUCUAGGGCAGCCAAACACAGUUCAAU
Messenger RNA from Candoia aspera, 1969 nucleotides. RefSeq lists its product as uncharacterized. The record is from RefSeq and is a predicted model, not a curated record. The transcript has 6 exons. NCBI's taxonomy places the organism in Eukaryota, Metazoa, Chordata, Lepidosauria, Squamata, Candoiidae. Bases 46 to 1446 code for a protein of 466 amino acids.